Haliotis rubra (blacklip abalone) is the source of this 3187-nucleotide messenger RNA. RefSeq names its product testis-expressed protein 49-like. The record is from RefSeq and is a predicted model, not a curated record. Lineage: Eukaryota; Metazoa; Mollusca; Gastropoda; Lepetellida; Haliotidae.
AUUACCAAUGUAAACAAAUGGCGGCCUCCUUGGCAACUGCAUCAGUUGAAAGAACGCCGAAAUAGAUCUCAUAGACCCGGCGGAGUAUUAUCGUCUGUUUGUAGGAGUAGGUAUAUUGCACAUCGCUAAUCAUGGCGUUUUUUGGAUUGUCACAACUUGGUUAUCAAAACACGAUCAGAGAAAGUUCUGUGCAAUCAAAACUUGAUCCACAAAGGUCGAAAACACAGCUGGGAUUCAGGGCGCUGCCACCUCUGACGGAGAAAAACCCAGGUCGUCGCUCUAUCGUUCCCAUCAACCAAGUGUCCAGCUAUGCUCCGGGACCCCAGGGGUCGUAUGUUGAAUUCACACGAAUGAGGACAAAGCACAUCAGGAACCCCAAAGGUCCUCAUGAUAUCUACCGCUUCCCAGUGACCACAUCCAUCCAGACAGGCUGGCAUGUUCUUCCCAGACCACUCACUGCCCGGGAGCCUUGGACGUACACACCCCAUCAUGCACACGUCAACAGUGAAAUGACAAGAUUUGUCAACACAAUGGCACUGACAAACAGGGAAUUCACCUUAUUCUGAUGAGGAUGUCAACUGUAUAAUACGCCAUUUGUACUUACAGUCAGCAUGUUACUCCACUGUCAGUCUUCAACUGAUAUGCUUUUUGUUAUCUGUAUAUUUGGAAUGAUUUUUAUAAGUAUAUAGCUUUAUAAAGGAUAUAUUUUGGCUUUGAAAUAGUCUUUUAAUUUAUUGUUGUUUUGUAUUGGAAUUAAUAGAAUGCUUUCCCCAGAUCAUGUUAUUGUUUUAAUUAUGGGAAUUCUCAAUUGAAAUAAUGUUUUAUUUGAAAUGUUAAGAAGAAAUGUGGUGUUACCCUUCCUGUUCAUUUGUAUUUUGAGUAGAAUUGGUAUUAAAUGUUGUUAAGCAUUUUAAAUUGUAAACUUAUACAUUGGUUUUCUGAACAUGUAAAGGAGAGAUCACAGAUUUCUCAAUACAAUGACAUGUACUUGUCUGAAGCAUGCGCAGACUUUUCUAAGUGGAAAACAAAGUCUCUUCAUAGCAUGAAUUGUUAUACUCAGAUUCCAUAUAACUUUUGAUUUGUUAUCAACAGUAUUAUCAUGCAGGCAAAUCUGCUUUUCAAAGAAGCAUUUUUUAAAUGAUUUGAUUUCUGUUUACCUUCUUCAAGUAUAGAUUUCAUAUUUACAUACAUUUACAUUCAUUUGUUUGCACAUAUUUGUGUGCUGUAGAUAGUGAGUUGUACCAUCAUUGUUGCCAGAAUCCCGAGGUAUGUUGACGACACAACACCUACACCCUCUUAUGUUUGUUUGACAUAUAAGGAAUUCUCAUUCUGGAAACCCAGUUACAUUUGUUUUUUCGAGGAGAAGGUUGAAGGUUGUAGAGACAGACCAGUUUCAAAAUAACCAUAUAUGAUCUUGAAACUUUAGCAGAACCUUUCUUAAAUUAACACUCAGAUUUUAAAAAGUCUCAAUUGAUAAAUAAUUGUUAUUUCAUUAUUUUGCAAAAACAUUAUUAAAGAAAAUUUUAUAACAUUGACAUACAAGGUUAAUUUUAUGCAUGCGUUUUAAGCACUAUUUUUCUCUAUUAAAUUUUCACUUUAUCUACCUUUUAAUGUAUAUGUAUGGUGGGUGUCUGAAGAAAUGCUACAAAUGUUUAGAAAGACAUCUUCUUGAAUUCUGGAAACUUUGUCAGCAUAGUAAAGCAGACCUGUUUCUAAGUACUGAGAUUAUUAUGAGUCUUGUAUGAGCACAAAUCUGCAGCAGUUUACCAUCAUAAGCCUAUUUUGAAACGGGGUCGUAGGGUAGCCUAGUGGUUAAAGCGUUUGUUCGUUAUGCCAAAGACAAUGUGUGAAGUCCAUGCCAUGAUGAGGCAUCAUAAAACUAAACUCACUCAGUUUUGAAACCAAGGAGUUUCAAUUGCCUUAGUAGUUAGAUUGUAGCCCCCAUUUUUCAACAUAGGCUUACAAUGCUGUUGUGCUAAGAUGCUUUGUGGAAGGGGUGUUGGAUCCUGCUGAUGAAGCAGAAUGGAAGAUGUUCAGUCAAUGUGGCUUGGUUUUGAGACCCAGAAACCUUCUCCGUGAGCCACACAACUGUGACAAUGGUUUCAAGCUGCUGAAAUAUUUGGUCUUUACAGAAAGAACUGAUUGUAGUAUUUCUCUGUCAACCUCAUCGCUUGCCAGAUUUUUGUGUAUGUUGGGAGAAAGUCACAAUUACUAGUAUUACGAUAUCAGUAUUACUUGCAAUUCGAUGUAUUUUGUCACCUCUUUUUACAGAUUUAUCUGUAUUUUAUGCCGUUUUCCAAUUUAGGAACAUGGAAUUACCUAGUGUCAAAAAUGCGAGUUUCCCUUGCACUUUAUCUUAACUUGUUUCAUUUUACUGUUACACCAGAUUCACUGUGCUGUUCAGAAAUAAUGACAUUCAUAACAAAGUCCUUUGUCGGCCAUACAGACUUUGAAAUGUUAGUUUACAUAGCUAAAUAUAAGCAAUGUAAUUGUGCGCUAGAUUGUCAGUGACUCUCAAGAAGUUCUGUUCAUGACAGGUUUUGUUCUUGGUCACCUUGUCAAAUUAUCAUUGAAUUACAGGCAAACCCUGCUAUGACACAUAGCGGAAAUGUCCAGUAUUGUAAACCACAGGCAUUGUGAAGGCACUGGUCAUACAUGCAAGGAAUGCCUUAACUCUGUUAACAACUUACAACCUGUUCAAUAUUUGUCAGUGACCCAACCAAUGUUUAUAGAAUAUAAGUUGUUUGUAAUUUUAAUGAUUUAGUUUCAUGGAAGUAAGGUAGAUCACAUGACAAACAAUUGUAGAAAAGUUUGUGAUCAUAUUUAAUGUCACUGCUACUGACCCAUACUAAUCUUUGGAAAUGUGAGUCUAGUCUUAACCUCAUUAGUUCCUGAUUCUUUGUUUUAUAGUUCAAGUACAUGUACCACUUUAGUGACUCGUUAAUUUGAGGAUUUAGGGUAUCUGGAUAUCUUUACCUCUCCAUAUAGAGACAUUCAGUCACAACACAGACAGCAGAGCUUCAUGUGUCUGAUGUAUGGGGAUUGUAUGAUGCAAUACGUUUGACAUGAUACACCAUUUCUCUUUGACAAUGUCUCUCACAAAGUUUCCAAUACUUUAAUAAAGUCGUUAAAAUUUAUUCUUGUUUCAACUGAAUUUACAACUGGAAAUAAAUACAAUGUCCCCUAA